AUGGAGGCUCAACAGUCCAAGACCAAAGAAGAAGCUGUGGAUGCAGAGCUUGCUAAAGCCAUAAUGGCUCGGUGUUUCCACCCUUCUUUGAUUGGUCCAGAAGCCUGGGAGGGAUACGUCUUUUCUGAUAUGGAGAUCCGUAUCAAAGAGUCCGUAGACCUCUAUGGAGCAGUACUCUGGCCCUCGGCGAUGGUGUUGUGUCAUUUCUUAGAGGCCAACCGAGACAAACACAACCUGACGGACAAAAAUGUGAUUGAACUUGGUGCUGGAACUGGGCUCGUCUCCAUCGUGUCCAGUCUGUUAGGUGCUAAGGUGACCUCCACUGACCUGCCGGAUUUGUUGGGGAACCUUCAGUACAAUGUCAUGCGCAACACCAAGGGCCGUUGCAAGUACAUCCCUCUGGUCACAGAGCUCAUCUGGGGUCAGGAAGUUGAGCAGCGAUUCCCGCGUGCCACGCAUUGUUUCGACUACAUCCUGGCAGCUGACGUGGUGUACGCCCAUCCUUACCUGGAGGAACUGAUGGACACCUUUGACCACCUGUGCCAGGAAAACACACAGAUCCUGUGGGCCAUGCGCUUUCGUCUGGACCCAGAAAACAGCUUUGUCGACCGCUUUCGGCAGCACUUCCACCUGGAGGAGCUGUACGACCUCCCAAGUCUGAGUAUCAAACUGUACCGAGCCUGGAGGAAGGACAAGAGGACUAAAGACCAGGGAGGGGCUGCGGCCUGA
Messenger RNA from Anoplopoma fimbria (sablefish), 729 nucleotides. It is a transcript of the gene mettl21e, whose product is annotated as methyltransferase like 21e. Lineage: Eukaryota; Metazoa; Chordata; Actinopteri; Perciformes; Anoplopomatidae. Gene Ontology annotation, cellular component: cytoplasm; cytosol. The transcript is spliced from 5 exons. Gene Ontology annotation, molecular function: protein-lysine N-methyltransferase activity. Bases 1 to 729 code for a protein of 242 amino acids. The record is from RefSeq and is a predicted model, not a curated record. Gene Ontology annotation, biological process: peptidyl-lysine methylation.